This is a messenger RNA of Suhomyces tanzawaensis NRRL Y-17324, 1683 nucleotides long. RefSeq names its product salt homeostasis regulator (gene PPZ1). Gene Ontology annotation, molecular function: protein serine/threonine phosphatase activity. NCBI's taxonomy places the organism in Eukaryota, Fungi, Ascomycota, Pichiomycetes, Serinales, Debaryomycetaceae. Gene Ontology annotation, cellular component: nucleus; cytoplasm. The coding region runs from base 1 to 1683 and encodes 560 amino acids. The record is from RefSeq and is a predicted model, not a curated record. The transcript has a single exon.
AUGGGUAACUCGUCGUCCAAGGACUCCAGAGGCCCUCCCUUGACCAGAACCGACACAGGCAACUCCGCCAAGUCAGGACGGUCCAUUCGGUCCCGAAUCUCGCUCCAGAAAACCGACAGCAAUGGCUAUGCCAACGGAGAGCUCACGAGCUCGUCACCAGGCUCCCCCAAACAGGGCCCACGGUCACCCAAAAUGCUCUCGCGCACGCCGUCCAACACCAACGAGUUGGCCAUACCGUCGUCAGGCCUCUCGCGCAAUUCGUCGUCGUCCAAGCUCUCGUCGUCGCACCACUCGGGCAUGAACUUGCCGCCUUCCAUGGCCCAGGUCCAGCCCAAAGAGCCCAUCUUGAUCCGCAGAAACACCAACGACACCAUCGGCACGUCGUUCAGCCACUUGUCGCAGAGCGUGGAGUCGUCGCCCUUUGGAAAGUCGCCUACCAACGGCUCCAACACCCCUGCCAUCUCGCGCACGUCCACCAACCACUCCAUACCCAGCGUCAGCCACCCACUGUCGCCUCCUCCCGGUAGUACGGCUGAAGAAACGGAGCCCAGGCUGCCUGACGACAAUGAAAUACCGUCUGAGGCCGAGGACAACGUCGACAAUGCCCGUCUCCAGAAGACUAUCAGCGGUCAGAGCAUCACCAACCAUACCAUCUCCAAAACCAACACCAACACCAGCUUUGGUACGUCCAACGGCGGCUCCAACAACUACUCCAUAGACAUAGAAGACCUCAUCCAAAGGCUCUUGGACGCAGGCUACAGUGGCAAGCGAACCAAGAACGUGUGUCUCAAAAAUUCGGAGAUCCAGUUGAUCUGUGCCACUGCCAGAGAGAUCCUCUUGUCACAGCCGUCGCUCUUGGAGUUGUCACCCCCCGUCAAGGUGGUGGGUGACGUCCACGGCCAGUACGGAGACCUCAUCCGUAUCUUCACCAAGUGCGGAUUUCCUCCCUCCACAAACUACUUGUUUUUGGGCGAUUACGUUGACAGAGGCAAGCAGUCAUUGGAAACUAUCUUGUUGUUGUUGUGCUACAAGAUCAAGUAUCCUGAAAACUUCUUCUUGCUCAGAGGGAACCACGAGUGCGCCAACGUCACCAGAGUCUACGGCUUCUACGAUGAGUGCAAGAGAAGGUGCAAUAUAAAGACCUGGAAAUUGUUUAUCGACACCUUCAACACCUUGCCCAUUGCAGCCAUAGUCGCAGGCAAGAUCUUCUGUGUCCAUGGCGGAUUGUCACCCGUGUUGAACUCUAUGGAUGAAAUCAGAAACAUCGCCAGACCUACAGACGUGCCAGACUUCGGCUUGCUCAACGAUCUUCUAUGGUCCGAUCCUGCGGAUACCAUCAAUGAAUGGGAAGAUAACGAACGAGGGGUGUCGUAUGUGUUUUCCAAGGUUGCCAUCAAUAAGUUCCUUUCCAAGUUUGGGUUCGAUCUCGUGUGCCGAGCACAUAUGGUGGUCGAAGAUGGAUACGAGUUCUUUAACGAUCGUACCUUGGUCACGGUGUUCAGUGCGCCCAAUUACUGUGGGGAGUUCGACAAUUGGGGCGCAGUAAUGAGUGUCUCCGAGGAGCUUCUCUGUUCGUUCGAAUUGUUGGAUCCAUUGGACAGUGUGGCCUUGAAACAAGUAAUGAAAAAGGGCAAACAAGAACGUAAGUCGGCCCAAAUUCAGCAGCAGCAGCUGAAAUCGUGA